Molecule: messenger RNA, 1197 nt
Organism: Suillus subaureus
Lineage: Eukaryota; Fungi; Basidiomycota; Agaricomycetes; Boletales; Suillaceae
Exons: 2
Coding region: 128-1162 (344 amino acids)
Source: RefSeq, a predicted model, not a curated record
GCCGUUUCCUCUGCUCCGCGAGCUGUACUGGUACGACAAGCGCGAUGCGCUUCUGCCUUGCUUGCAGCGCUGCAUUUCCACUACCCUCACCCGACUGGUCAUUCAUUCGGAGCUUUGGCCUUCAGCAAUGGUCGAUAUCGUCGCAGGCCUGGGCAAGGCUUGUCCUAAGAUCAAAGAAUUUCGUUGUUCGAUGCCGACUGCUAGUGCAUGCGCCAUGCUUUCUGAUUCCGUCACCUGCUGGGAUGAUUUGGAGAUAUUGGAGACAGGAGCAGUGAAUGUGCAGGCAUUGCAACAUCUUGCAUCCCUGAAGAAGCUGAGGGAGUUGAAGAUGCUCAUUCCAGAAGGUUACAGCCUAGACAAGGACCCAGCAUCGACGUUGAGCGUCAUGUUUUCGUUGGACAAGUUCAGCAUAACUGCUCCAAGUACCGAACUCCUUCUCGCUUUUUUAUCUCCCUUGCAAAUCUCUGCGAAGAGCGCGGAGCUAUAUAUCGACUCAUCUCCAAACGCAGAUGAUCUCAACCAUCUACUGUCCUCCCUUACUGAGCACUUCCAGCCCAAUAUUUCAAAAUCGUUGCGUGUUUGGGUGAAUCGCCCCACCGAUUUUGACGAUCACUCUCUUUUCGAACUGCCUCCUUCUGCUUUCCGAAAGAUCCGAGCCUUUAAAGAGCUCACCAAUCUCAAUCUCAGUUCAAUGCAUGUUUCUAUCAGCGACGACGAAGUUCUAGACCUCGUUUCCGCUUGGCCGCAAGUGGAAUGUCUUUACCUUGCUACUGGCUGGGACUGGGGAGUUACCCGCUUGGGGGUGACAUUUGGUGGGCUUGCGGGCAUCCUUGAACGCUGCCCAAAUCUGCGCUCCCUAGGGGUCAACCUAGACACCUCGUUCCCCCAUGACUCACUCGUCCACGUCGAUAACCAAUACACUGGCAUCACCAGGGAGAAAAUCACUGACCUAGAUGUUGGGUAUGCGGAAUGCGACAAUGUCGAGGCCAUUGGUAACCUGCUAGCUGGGAUGUGUCCCAGUUUGACCCACAUCGAUCGUGCGCGUCCCAUAGAUAUUGAUUACGAUGAUCUUUCCGAUCAGAAUGAAUGGUUCGAAGAGACAAAUAGAUGGAAAGAGGUCGAGAGUUUUAUCGCUCGGCAGAGAAUAGAGCAACUAGAGUAGAACAGUGUGUAGGGCAAUGAUAUACCAGCGGGUUG